This is a messenger RNA of Pyrus x bretschneideri (Chinese white pear), 908 nucleotides long. RefSeq names its product protein FAM133-like. The coding region runs from base 1 to 579 and encodes 192 amino acids. The record is from RefSeq and is a predicted model, not a curated record. NCBI's taxonomy places the organism in Eukaryota, Viridiplantae, Streptophyta, Magnoliopsida, Rosales, Rosaceae. The transcript is spliced from 6 exons.
AUGGUGGCAUCGUCCUCAUCGUUGUCUGAGUACUCCUUGGACUCCUCCUCGUCAUCUUCGUCUUCAUCUCGCCGUCGACAUCGUCGCCACAACCGCAGUUGCCGAGACAAGGACCAGGAGAAAGACAAAGAUGCCCUCAAGAUCCGAAAAAAGAUCAGUCGCUCCAACACCAAACGACGCCGCAGACACCGCCACCGCCACUCCUCGUCGGAUUCUUACUCUUCCUCCUCUCCUUCCGAUUCCAGAAGUGAUAGUUCUUCGGACAGUGAGCCUGAAACAUCUAGUAAGUCAAAGAAGCGCAAGAAGAGUGACAGACAUAAGAAGAGCAAGGAAAAGGACCAGAGCAAGAGUCAUCGCCAUAAACAUCAUAGGAAACUCAAAGAGAAACAGAAGAAUGAGAGAAGUAGCGGCCCUGUUCAGCUUUCAAAGUUUUUAGGCCGUGACAAAGAUGAUGGAGUUCGUCGCAGUGCUGUCUCUGGAAAAAAGAUUCUACUGAAACUUGAGAAGACAAAGGAGGACAAGGCGGCUGAAGACAAAAGGAAUGAAUUGCUGAAGUUCUUAAAUGCUAGUUUUGAUUGAUGUUGUGGAGUCCAUGCAUGGAAUCAACAAGUGAAUGAAGGAAUUGAGUAAGUUCCAGCUGCUGGCCUAUAUCUUAAUGAUUUUGAAAGGAUUUUCUCCGAGCUCGAAGCGCAGUUGCCAAUUGAAGUGUGGUUGAAAAACUAUGGUUUGGGCGUUGUAUUAGUAUUCAUUUGGUACUGUCAUUAUAUAUUAUCUUAUAUCGAGGAUUCACCGCAGUAAGCUUUCAAAUUUGAUAAAUGUAGCAAACUUAAUAACCCUCCUUGAUGAUGUGCCUGUGCAUCAUGCAAGUAACCAGAUUAAUUGAUGUAUUUGCAAGGAGCAUUUUACCA